Molecule: messenger RNA, 615 nt
Organism: Blumeria graminis f. sp. triticale
Lineage: Eukaryota; Fungi; Ascomycota; Leotiomycetes; Helotiales; Erysiphaceae
Source: the annotation of a GenBank genome assembly
AUGAGCGACUCGGAAACUUUCAUCCAGUUGCCCCUCGAGAUGGACGCCGACUCCAAGGUCGUCACCAUGCCCGAAGUCUACAGCACUCCCUCUCACACGGCGGAGCUCGCGGCUCUCAACGAUCUGCAUCGACAGCUAAUCGCACUCAAUGCGCCCAUUCCGCCGCCGCCGCUACCUGUCAACCCCAAGCGCUCCGCCAACGUCACGAAGCUGCGUGAGUCCGGUAAUACCUACUUCCGCCAGGCCAAGCACGCCGAUGCUUUACGCAUGUACUCUCUCGGCCUCGAAAUGGCCCUCAAACGGCCCCUUUGGGAGCCCUGCGCCCUCUCACGCGAUGAGGUUGCCUGUCUCUACGCCAACCGUGCCCAAGUCCACAUGGCCAUGCAGAACUGGCCACAAGGUGCCAUCGACGCCGAGUCUAGCGUCGAAGCCAAGAAAGCCGGAAACGCCAAAGCUUGGUGGCGUAGAGGUCGCUGUCUAUCGGAAAUGGGCCGGCUCGACGAGGCGAGGGAAUGGUUGAUUCGCGGUCUAGAAAUCGAAGGUGAUGAGGCCGACUUAUUGUCUCUCUUGAAGGAAAUAACAAAGACGAAAAAACGGAACAAUAACUCAGUCUAA